UUACUUCCGCCUUCCUGUUGUGUCUGGGAGUUGACGCUGUGGAGUUGCUCCGUGUCGAACAGCGUCAUAACGUGGCAAUGAUCUGAAUUAUUGUGGAAUUAUUUCGGAAUUGUUUCCCCACAGAGCUCCGCUUUUUCUCGCACGCUAAUCUGAGGCAGAUAGAAAGUUCUCGAAGACGGAAUCAUGCAGUUUUCUCCCAGCAGCGGAGAUUUUACCUUCGUCUCCUCCUCUGGGGCUGAAGAACUGAGUGGGACGAUCGAUGCCCCAGACAUUAAGCUGAACAUGGGCGGUGAUCAGAGCCGAGACGCCUACGCCGCUAACUUCCUGCGGCAGCGAGGCUACGGGUGGCUGCUGGAGGUGGAGGAGGACGAGGCUGAGGAAACCAAACCCUUACUGGAGGAGCUGGACAUCGACCUGAAGGACAUCUACUAUAAGAUCCGGUGUGUGUUGAUGCCGAUGCCGUCUCUGGGCUUUAACCGGCAGGUGGUCAGAGAUAACCCGGAUUUCUGGGGACCGCUGGCCGUCGUGCUGCUUUUCUCCAUGAUCUCCAUCUACGGACAGUUCCGCGUCGUGUCUUGGAUAAUCACCAUUUGGAUCUUUGGAUCGUUGACUAUCUUCCUGCUAGCCAGAGUGCUCGGGGGAGAGGUUUCAUACGGUCAGGUGCUGGGUGUGAUCGGAUACUCGCUGCUCCCGCUCAUCGUCAUCGCUCCCUUACUGCUGUUUACCGGAGCGUUCGAAAUCGUCUCCACACUCGUAAAGCUGUGUGGCGUGUUCUGGGCGGCGUACAGCGCUGCGUCGCUGCUCGUCAGUGAUGACUUCAAAACGAAGAAGCCGCUCCUCAUCUACCCCAUCUUCCUGUUGUACAUCUAUUUCCUGUCCCUGUACACCGGCGUCUGAUUGGCCGACAGAUCUUCAUCGGCACUUUACUUGGAUAUUGACUCAGACGGACGCCACGGGACGGGGACGAGUCACAUGAUGCAGACGACAGAGCAUGGAUUUUUAUUUUAACUUUUUGUCCUUUUUGGUGUACAGAGUUACUGUGUGUAAUGUCCCAGAUUCACUUUAGCUUUUAUGAAGCGCUCGAGCUCACUCGGGUUCUGCUGGUUCUGCCGCUCAUGGGUCUGCCUUCUGGAGCGGAGGACUCUGUCCCUUAUCCCUGUCCUUCGUUAUAAACAGACAGAAGGCUUUAUUUCUGUGAUCUCUUGCGGUUUCUGGGAGUUUUUCUGUACAGAAGAAAAAUUUCCUCUCCAGUUAAAGCACGUCUUUGCUGAUUUCUGUUUGCGUAAAGAGGAAAUGCGUGUGAAGACCGCGUGCCUUUUACGACCGGUUUUAUACCGCUGGGUUUAUUUUAUCAGAUAGUAAACUUGCAGGCCAGAGCAGGAGAUUUGUAAAAUAACUCCGUAAAUGAUGAUAUAUUCAGCAGUUUUAUGAAAGACACAGCAGAAUUUUCCUGAUGAUAAUCUACAACAUUGUGAUGUUCAUGUAUUAUUAUUAUUAUUAUUAUUAUUAUUAUUAUUACUACUAAGAUUAAAACAUUUAUGUCUCA
Messenger RNA from Neoarius graeffei (lesser salmon catfish), 1546 nucleotides. It is a transcript of the gene yipf4, whose product is annotated as Yip1 domain family, member 4. Gene Ontology annotation, biological process: endoplasmic reticulum to Golgi vesicle-mediated transport; vesicle fusion with Golgi apparatus. The transcript is spliced from 6 exons. Lineage: Eukaryota; Metazoa; Chordata; Actinopteri; Siluriformes; Ariidae. The record is from RefSeq and is a predicted model, not a curated record. The coding region runs from base 184 to 897 and encodes 237 amino acids. Gene Ontology annotation, cellular component: membrane; trans-Golgi network.